Molecule: messenger RNA, 900 nt
Organism: Tupaia belangeri chinensis (Chinese tree shrew)
Lineage: Eukaryota; Metazoa; Chordata; Mammalia; Scandentia; Tupaiidae
Product: histone H2A type 1-like
Exons: 1
Cellular component (GO): nucleosome
Molecular function (GO): structural constituent of chromatin; protein heterodimerization activity; DNA binding
Source: RefSeq, a predicted model, not a curated record
GGCAAGGCGCGGGCCAAGGCCAAGUCCCGCUCUCCCAGGGCCGGGCUGCAGUUCCCGGUGGGCCGCGUGCACCGCCUGCUGCGCAAGGGCAACUACGCCGAGCGGGGCGGGGCCGGCGCGCCGGUCUACCUGGCGGCCGUGCUGGAGUACCUGACGGCCGAGAUCCUGGAGCUGGCGGGCAACGCGGCGCGCGACAACAAGAAGACGCGCAUCAUCCCGCGCCACCUGCAGCUGGCCAUCCGCAACGACGAGGAGCUCAACAAGCUGCUGGGCAAGGUGACGAUCGCGCAGGGCGGCGUCCUGCCCAACAUCCAGGCCGUGCUGCUGCCCAAGAAGACUGAGAGCCACCACAAGGCCAAAUAAGGAGCGAGAUUAAAAAUUCCGGUUAACAAAGGCUCUUUUCAGAGCCACCUAAACUGUCUUGAAAAAGCUGGCACGUGUCGCUGUUUGCAGAGUUCCAGUGUUCUUUUAGAGCAUUUCUUGGAAUGGAGCGGCAGCUCCAGAAGCGGUUUUCAGACGUAAAGACUGGAAGGCCCCGAGGUGUGGUGGGCUGGCGUGCAGGGCAGCGGUUUGCUCAGCGGGACUAAGGGAUGAGGCCAAGCGUAAAACUCGAGCCCAGUCCUGGUCUGCAGCUGUCACUGGAUCUCGCAGGUCACCCUUUGAAAGCGGUUUAAGUAAAACGUAUGGAGUCCAGGAAUGAAUGGCUCGAGUCCACUAUCACCAGCGAGGAUAUGCUUUUUCAGUGACGGUUUUCCUUUUCCUUGGGCUUUCAGUACAAAGGCAGCAACUAGGGUUUUCCUGCAGAUGCAGGACUCUGGAUUCAAUAUUGAUAAACCCUUGGGUUUGUUUCCUUGGGACACAUGCAUUUGCACCCCAGGGAGAGUGAGCUGUUGUGGGGAC